CUGUAUGCCGGUGACCGGGAGAACAGCCGCGGCAGCAGAAGGCCGGGCCGCUGCCUCCGCCAUGGAUCCGGUCCGGCUGUUCCGCGACGCGGUGUGAGGGUGUGCGUUUAAAAAUGGUGCAGAAGUACCAGUCCCCUGUUCGAGUCUACAAAUAUCCCUUUGAGCUCGUCAUGGCGGCUUAUGAGAAGCGCUUUCCCACGUGCCCAGAGAUCCCUGUCUUCCUGGGCAGUGAGAUCCUUCAGGAAUCCAAGAGUGAUGAUGGAGCUGUUCAUAUUGUCGAACGGAGUUGCAAGCUGAAUGUGGACGCUCCGCGGCUGCUGAAGAAGAUCGCUGGGGUAGAGUAUGUCUUUUUCAUACAGAAAAACACCGUAAACUGGAAGGAGCGAACACUCCUCAUUGAGGCUCACAACGAGACCUUUGCCAAUCGUGUUGUUGUCCUUGAGACGUGUAGCUACUCGGUUCACCCUGAGAAUGAAGAGUGGACGUGCUUUGAACAGUCUGCGUCUCUUGACAUCAAGUCGUUCUUUGGCUUUGAAAAUACAGUGGAGAAAAUUGCCAUGAAGCAGUACACUGCCAACAUCAAGCGGGGCAAGGAGGUGAUCGAACAUUACCUGAAGGAGCUGAUCUCCCAGGGCAUCACCUUCAUCCCCCGAUGGACACCUCCACCAGUGAGCAGACAAAAGGAAAAGAGGGCCCUGGCUGUGGGACACAACCUUGGUAUUGUGCCAGCAGAGUCUUGCAUGCAUGGAACUACCAAAGAGCAGCCAGGCAGCUCGUGCCCCGCUGCAGAGACGGCUAGCCCUGAUGCUGACAAACUGGACGCUGAUUACAUUGAACGGUACCUGGGCCAGCUGACUCCAAUGCAGGAAAGCUGCCUGAUCCGACUCCGUCAGUGGCUGCAGGAAAUGCACAAAGGCAAGAUCCCCAAAGAUGAGCAUAUCCUUCGAUUCCUGAGGGCUCGCGAUUUCAACAUCGACAAGGCUCGCGAGAUGCUCUGCCAGUCGCUGACCUGGCGCAAGCAGUACCAGGUGGAUUACAUCCUGCAGACCUGGCGACCCCCGUCCCUGCUGGAGGAGUACUACACCGGGGGGUGGCAUUACCAGGACAAAGAUGGCCGCCCCCUCUACAUCCUCCGCCUUGGUCAGAUGGACACAAAAGGUUUGCUGAAGGCCCUGGGAGAAGAGUCGCUCCUGCGACACGUUUUGUCAAUUAACGAGGAGGGACAAAAGAGGUGUGAGGAAAACACCAACCUGUUUGGCCGUCCCAUCACAUCCUGGACGUGUCUGGUGGAUUUGGAAGGGCUAAACAUGCGCCACCUGUGGCGGCCUGGGGUUAAGGCUCUCCUUCGGAUAAUCGAGGUUGUAGAGGACAAUUACCCUGAGACACUGGGGAGGUUACUGAUCGUGCGAGCACCACGGGUUUUCCCUGUGCUGUGGACUCUGGUUAGUCCCUUCAUCAAUGAAAACACCAGGCAGAAGUUCCUCAUCUACAGCGGCAAUAACUACCAGGGUCCUGGAGGGCUUGUAGACUAUUUGGACAAAGACGUGAUUCCAGAUUUCCUUGGAGGAGAAUGUAUGUGCAAUGUCCCUGAGGGUGGACUGGUCCCCAAGUCACUUUAUCAAACAGAUGAAGAACCGGAGAACUCUGAUCACAUCCGACUAUGGACAGAAACCAUCUACCACUCUGCAAAUGUUCUUAAAGGGGCUCCCCACGAGAUCGUUGUGGAAAUCCUGGAGGGCGAGUCUGUGAUCACAUGGGACUUUGACAUCCUGAAGGGAGAUGUGGUGUUCUGCCUCUUUCACUCCAAGAGAGCGCCCGAGACCAGUCGCAAAGAGGCCACUUCAUCAAGUGCUUUGACUGCUGGGGACAACAUGCAGCUAAUCGAUAAGAGCUGGGUUCUGGGGGUGGAUUAUAGCCGCAUGGAGUCUCCGCUGGUGUGCCGGGAAGGAGAGAGCAUCCAGGGAUCUCAUGUGACUCGUUGGCCUGGCUUUUAUGUUCUGCAGUGGAAAAUGCACAGCUCUUUGCCAUGCUCUGGCACCAGCCUCCCUCGAGUAGAUGAUGUCCUGGUCUCUUUGCAAGUUUCCAGUCACAAGUGUAAACUCAUGUACUACUUUGAGGUGCUUGCAUCCAAGGAUUUCAGGGGGUCCAUGUCAAGCCUGGAAUCCUGCAACAGUGGCUUUUCCCAGCUCAGUGCAGCCACGACAUCUUCCAACCAAUCCCAGAGCAGCUCCCUCAUUUCUAGAUAGCGUGGCGUAGGCCUCUAUUGACCUCUGAAAUGUUACGUCCGCGCUUGGAGGCCUCCCUCCAGGGCAGCUCUGUGGACCAACCCAAAGAGGCUGCAGUGUGGCUCAGCGUCAAGGCUUUGGGGGCAGUCAUUCAUAAGACCACGAGUAGCAGCAGUCUGGGGAACUCUUUGGAAUCUAUUUUCAGUAAGAGACGUGUGACUUUUCAAUCUGCAAACUGGAUUCCAUUGAAAGGCCUACUUACCAGUUGUGUUUUAACAGACCUGUGUUUUAGGGUGAAUAUCACUUUGCAUGAAUCUGUGUAUUACUAAGGUUAAAGGGCUCUUUCCAAUCAGUCCUAUUUCUACAUACGAUAGAGGAGACUGAUGUGGCCUUAUUUGUAAUGACCCGUAGAACUAGAUUUAUUCACAUAUAGCAAAAUUAGUCUAGUUUUUCUGGGCGCCUGCAAUACCAAUGACACUCAAAAUACAGUGGGUGUUUCAGCAGCAGGGACUUGAAGCAAAUUGUAAAUAAAUACCUGAAGACAGGACAGUACGUUUUGACGGGGGUGGGGAGAAAGAGGAGAAACUUCCAAGGUGACCCAAACCUGAAACCUCUCCCAAUCCGAUUGGAUGUUGCUUGGAAAUGCUUCCAAUUUUUUAGUUAAAAAAACCCAGUAUUUCCUGCAGUGCAUAGGCAGAAAGCCUACCUCCAGCAAGCAAGUCCUUUCUUAAAGACACCCACUUGUCUUUAUUUCCUCCUCAGGUUUAUGAGCAAUAAAUGAGUGUCUCUCUGACCCACCCCAUCAGACUGGGUGGGAAUCAAAUCACAUUAUAAAGGGCUAAGAAAAGCAAUAUGUUCUUUCCUUAAAGGCACAAGUUUUAUGGCAGCAUUAUAGGAGCUGCUCCUUUAAAAACGGGCUAACUUGGAGAGGAGAGAACUCUUUUUUUCUAAAGUAUGUGUGCAUGUGUAUUUAAACACUUAAUGAAACAUAUUUAUUCAAAUUGUAUCAUAGCUUAUUUUAAAUUAUUGCUUAAUUUAUUUAUAAUUUCAGUGAUAACUAUUUAUUGAACCAGAUCACCUUUUUUAACCGGCUGCACUUUUUUGUUUUAAAAGGGAACGGCAGAUCUUCUUGAAACCCACAGACCUUUAGAUUUCAUUUCUAGUCUCUGUGGCAGCUGGACGUCUUAGCGUUCAGGGCUGUAGCACUCAGGGCAGUGUGCCAUCUCUUCUCCCAAAGCUCAUGGGAGUGGCACCACUGACUUCAAUGUUACUCGCGUGAGUAAGAUUUUGCAAGAGCAGGGACCGAGUUUGUGGAUGUUAUUGGCAGGGAGGGAGCAUUAAGAGCUGUUGAAGAUAUGUUCUUGUACAAUCUCUGCUGAUUACGUCAGUGACGGACGUAUUGCAAAAGGAGUAAGAACUAGGAAGGUAGAAAAACAGGUGGUCGAUACAGAGCUGCUUCUGGGCAGUAUUUGUAACUAACAGACAUGCAAGAAGUAUUCCUCAAUAAGAGUUUAUCUUCUCUGCCCCACCCAUCCUUAACCGUCUCACUACCUUCAUUUGCUUGUUUCUAAGCACAGGGCAUUGCCAGAAUGGGGGGAAAAACUGAUAACUGGAGCAAUGUACAUAAGGAAGUUAGUGUAUAAAUACGUAGGCUGGAUUUUCAAAGGAACCUAGGGAGUUAGGCAUCUAGUUCACAUUGACUUUUAGUGGCAGUUCCAGAAGAUAAAUUGAGGCCCCCUUGAACAUCCUAGCUGUCACUCAUAGCAUGGAAAAGGAAAGCUCCAGUGACCGUGCGAACACCUGCCUGGUAAAACCCUUACUAAAUAAGAACGAACAUCAGGGACUCUUCCAAGCAUUUGCCAGUGCUUAGUUAUCUCCAUCAAGUGAACGAGGGUUUUGCCUUUCUCAGGUAGGGGCUGCCAUUUUAAUGAUACCUCUCAAGCAAGUCCCAGUUUAAUGUGAAGAGAGAAUGGAAAAUGGGCUUCACCAUGAGAGAGCCCUGGAAAUCAAAGUUGGUGAGAGCGAGUGUAUGUGUACCCACAUACACAAAGUUGCUUUAACCACAACUGACUCGCUUUCUAAAAACAAUUACUCAAUUUACUGUAUAACUUUUAAACGGUUUUGAUUUCCAGCCCUUUCCAACAGCAAAGCCCAAGUCCUAUUCUGUGCCAUAUUUCAAGAUGGCUGCUUGUUUCUUGGUUUGAUAGUUACGUUUUUUCAUAUUUACUCUGUCCCUGUAAGAAUAGUUCUCUUUCAGCCAGUAAAAAGUACUGAAGGUGGAAUUCUCAGCUUAGAAUUUAUUGCAUGCCUGCACAUUCUGAACUGAGAUGGGGAACAAGAGCCUUAAGUGGAAGGGGUAAAGGCCAGGGGAUGGCUCACUCCUGCUGUCUUUCUAGGGCUUCUUACAAUGGCCAGUGUUCUUUCCCAUGAUCCUGAAACAUCAAUCUCCCGUGCACCGAGUACCAUGUGUGAGGUUGCACUGUAAUUCCAGACGUGUAAAAAAA
Messenger RNA from Trachemys scripta elegans, 4729 nucleotides. RefSeq names its product SEC14 like lipid binding 5 (gene SEC14L5). The record is from RefSeq and is a predicted model, not a curated record. NCBI's taxonomy places the organism in Eukaryota, Metazoa, Chordata, Testudines, Emydidae. Gene Ontology annotation, cellular component: cytoplasm. The transcript has 16 exons. Bases 114 to 2246 code for a protein of 710 amino acids.